Molecule: messenger RNA, 1460 nt
Organism: Dama dama (fallow deer)
Lineage: Eukaryota; Metazoa; Chordata; Mammalia; Artiodactyla; Cervidae
Gene: DSTN
Product: destrin, actin depolymerizing factor
Exons: 4
Coding region: 157-711 (184 amino acids)
Biological process (GO): actin filament severing; cell motility; actin filament fragmentation
Cellular component (GO): actin cortical patch; actin cytoskeleton; cytoplasm
Molecular function (GO): actin filament binding
Source: RefSeq, a predicted model, not a curated record
UAGCAACGGUGGGCAGCUCGUGACGUGCGCAGCCGCGUCGGGCCCCCGGCGCCCGCCCACCCCCGGGAGGCUCGCCCGGGCUGCGGUGAAGAGGACGCUCCGUAGACUCGGCGCCAGCCGCCUCCCUCUCCGCGCUCUGCGACCGCCGCGGCGAACAUGGCCUCAGGAGUGCAAGUUGCCGACGAAGUAUGUCGCAUUUUUUAUGACAUGAAAGUUCGGAAGUGCUCCACGCCAGAAGAAAUCAAGAAAAGAAAGAAGGCUGUCAUCUUCUGUCUCAGUGCAGACAAAAAGUGCAUCAUCGUGGAGGAAGGCAAAGAGAUCUUGGUGGGAGAUGUUGGUGUCACCAUAACCGAUCCUUUCAAGCAUUUUGUGGGGAUGCUUCCUGAAAAAGAUUGUCGCUAUGCUCUGUAUGAUGCAAGCUUUGAAACAAAGGAAUCCAGAAAAGAGGAGUUGAUGUUUUUCCUGUGGGCACCAGAACUAGCUCCUCUGAAGAGUAAAAUGAUCUACGCGAGCUCCAAGGAUGCCAUCAAAAAGAAGUUCCAAGGUCCGCAUGUGCUUGUUUGGUGUGGGGUGUGUCCCAGCUCCAUGUUGCCCUUCCAGAGAGGAGCUGCUCCUUGGACGCACUCUGGUGACACGCGAGGCAUCCCCCACCUGCCCUUCUCCCCAGCGAAAGCGUCGCUGGCUUUCUCCCGGUGGUCCCGCGUGAUCUAGAAGCUGCCCCACUGUGCUUCCAGCAGCUCAAGAAAUGGUCUCGAAAUUACGGAAAACCAGGAAACAAGGCAGCUGUUGAGAAGCGAGCAGCCAUCUCCAGCGCCUCUGCUGUACACACCCGCAUCACGGGACUCCUUGUGCCAUGUGCUGUCCUGAGAGGGCCGCCACUAGGCCGUCUCUGAGAGCUGCCCGGACGCGGGGUGUGGAGCCACCGGAGGGAGGGCUGCUUUCUGGGCAGAAUGAUCCCCUUUGUGCCUUACUCCUCAGUCCAGCCGACUGAAUCACAGUAUCGAAUUCAUAUAUUUACGUAAUUUCAAAAGCCAAGAAAAAGGAUUCCUGCUCCUGCUUUUUAACUUUUUUGUUGACAACAGCGUACCUGUAGAAAGUGUACAUGAAGCAUGGUUGUUUCCUGAUCUGAUGACCAGCACCCGAGCCUCACUGCUGCCCCUCCCUUCUCCCUGCCAGGGACACCAGCCCCCUGCUCCUAACAGUGUAGAGUAAUUCUGGCUGAUUUUGUUGUGUGAGUGGAAGUGUCUAGAAUGUGCGCUACUAGGUCUGGCCUCUUUGUCAGCACUAGUUCGUACGAGUCUUUCGUCGGUGCCCAUGGUUUCUGAUGACUCAUCACCAUGUACUCAUCCGCGGUUUGCUCUGCCACAGCUGUCCCACCCCUGUUUGAACCGGCCUUUUAAAAUGGUUUGCUAUGUUAAAUAGGUAAACUCCUGCCAUAACUAAACAUAACUGUCUUUCCU